Triticum aestivum (bread wheat) is the source of this 1371-nucleotide messenger RNA. Its product is annotated as putative nuclease HARBI1. The record is from RefSeq and is a predicted model, not a curated record. Bases 285 to 1139 code for a protein of 284 amino acids. Lineage: Eukaryota; Viridiplantae; Streptophyta; Magnoliopsida; Poales; Poaceae. The transcript is spliced from 2 exons.
UUCUCUCCCUAUAUAUCAUCUUGUUGUGGAGGUCAAAACACACACAUCUCAUCUUCAGAAUACACACAAAUCUCAUCUUCAGUUUAUGGUUAGCUAACCAAAGAAGAAACCCCGCCAACAGCUUCUAGCACGGUCAUCAACAACAACCAGGAUAACAUAAACAACAGGUUAGUACAUAUGCAUUGACAAUAUGAUUUAGCUCCAUAUUUUCUUUGCUGAUCCACAUCUCACUGAUAGAACAUACAAAUAUUUUCAGCAUUUCUUGCUGAUUUACACACAUUUCAAUGGAUCCAAGCUAUCACAGGAGGUCACAGAUGGAGGAUGAAUUCAUGUUAUUUGUCUUCCCUACCAUGGAAGAAGGAAGAGAGAAAAAACCAAUGCAUACAUCUAGUCUUACAGGAGCUGCUUAUGUCCAGGAAAUCUUAAAUGGGCAUGAAAGCUUAUGCAAAAGGCAUUUCAGAAUGGAGGCUUACAUCUUUCAUGCUCUGGUUGAGAAGCUGCGUGAGAAUGAAAUACUUGAAGAUUCAACAAUAGUCUCCUUGGAAGAAAAGGUUGCGAUAUUUUUAUAUGCAGUUGCAAAAAAUGCCAGUAAUGAAACCUUGCAGGAUAUGUUCCAGCACAGUGGGCAAACCAUCAGUCGACACUUUGGAGAUGUACUAGAGGCAAUUACAAAGCUUGCAAGCAUCUAUAUACGCCCACCUUCUCUUCGACCACAUCCAGUCUUGAGGAGAUCACAUUUCCAUCCCUACUUCAAUGAUUGCAUUGGUGCUAUUGAUGGUACACAUAUUCCAAUGACUAUCUCACCACAUGAACAAGAGCCAUAUCGAAACAGAAAGCAAACAAUCACACAAAAUGUUAUGGUUGCAUGUGACUUUGAUUUGAGGUUUGUGCAUGUGCAUCCUGGCUGGGAAGGAUCAGCCUCGGAUGCAAGGGUUCUCCAAGAUGCACUUAACCAUGGAUUUCAGGUACCUCAUGGUAAAUAUUAUCUUGUAGAUGCAGGAUAUGCAAACACACCAAAGUUUCUUGCCCCAUACCGUGGAACUAGAUACCAUUUGCAAGAACAAGCACAAGUACGUCAAAGGCCGAGGAAUCGUAGAGAACUAUUCAACCUUCGAACACACAAUUACGGAAUCAUAUAGAGAGAAUUAUUGGCAUAGUGAAAAAGAGAUUUCCAGUUCUGAAAGUUGCUACACACUAUUCUCCCGGCAAACAGGUUGACAUAUCAAUGGCAUGUUGUGUCCUACAUAAUUUCAUUCGGCUUCAUGAUGGAGAUGUAUCAUGGCUCAACAAUGACACUCCAGAUAUUGACCCACAUCUAAUUGUGGACGUGCCCAUGGGAGAUGAAAACUACACUAGUGAUGUUGGAGCAUU